AUGGCAAACCGAAUGAUAGAGGUUCAACGGUUCCAGCCGCCUUCCGUUGCUCAGAUUUCCACAUCCUCUGCAACGGUUAAGGAGCAGUUACUGCAACAGAUGUCGACUAUGGCGAAUGAGAUAGCCUCCCUAAAACUACAGCUUGCUCGCAUUACCUGUAGUCGCUCACCCAGCCGUAAUUGUUCACGUUCGCGACCUCGCACAGCCAAUUUGUGUUGGUAUCACGCAAGCUUUGCCGCCAAGGCUCGCAAAAGUUCUUCCCCUUGUUCAUUUAAACCGAAACAGGGAAACCAGCCAGCCAGAGAAUAGACGUGACCGUUUUCUCUGGCUCUCCCAGCUCUGGUCGCACCUUUUAUGUCUGCGGCAAUGUGACUCGCAGGCGUUUCCUGGUGGACACCGGAGCCCAGAUCAUCGUGGUUCCCCCCACUCCAGUUGACCGCCGCUUUCCUAGCCCUGAUCUGCAUCUCCAAGCUGCAAACUGAUCCCCCAUUUCCACUUUUGGUAGUCGUUCCCUAACGCUAAACAUUGGUUUACGUCGAUCAUUCUCCUGGAUAUUUGUGAUUGUCGAUGUGCCUCAUGCGAUCCUUGGUUCCGAAUUCCUAGCCGAGUUUGAUCUCCUUGUUGACUGUCGGCGUUCCUGUCUCCUCGACCGCACAACUGGUCUUUCUGUCCGCGGUCUUACACCCUUUAAUAACUCCUGCAAUUUAUCUAUUCUGGACACAGGUAUUGCUUGCCCAUACCGAGACCUGCUCCUCCAACACCCCAACAUAAUCAAACCUCAGUUUCGCAGUGGUGAGAUCCAGCAUGACGUUGUCAACCACAUUCGCACCUCUGGACCCCCAGUAUUCGCACGGUCUAGACGACUGGCUCCGUCCUGUCUGCAAGCGGCGAAGGCCGAAUUUGAGCACAUGCUGCAACUGGGCAUAAUUCGGCCGUCCGAGCGUCCAUGGGCGUCCCCUCAGCAUAUGGUGCCCAAGGCGACAUCAGACGACUGGCGGCCCUGUGGUGACUAUCGCGCCCUCAACAUUGCGACCAUCCCGGAUCGUUAUCCCGUCCCUCCUCUUCAAGAUUUUGCUGGAGCUCUUUUCGGCAAAUCGGUUUUCUCGAAGAUUGACCUUGUUCGGGCCUUCCAUUAG
Messenger RNA from Spirometra erinaceieuropaei, 1136 nucleotides. NCBI's taxonomy places the organism in Eukaryota, Metazoa, Platyhelminthes, Cestoda, Diphyllobothriidea, Diphyllobothriidae. The record is from the annotation of a GenBank genome assembly.